AUGGGAGUAGAUGCGCUGUUUAUUGUGCUGGAAGCUGCCCUGGGUCUGAGUGUCACUGGCGUUAACCUACUGGUCUGUGUGACUGUGUAUUUACACAAGGAGGUCAGGACACUCACUAACUAUCUCAUUACUUGCCUGGCGCUGGCGGAUUUGAGCGUCGGUGUCCUUGCUGUGCCCUGCAGCAUCUUGCUGAGCUUGGACCUGACCUUGUGUCUCAACAGCUGCCUGCUCCUUGCCUGCUGGCCACUCAUCACCACCCAGUUCUCCGUCUUCGUCCUGCUGGCCAUCGCCAUCAACACCCACCUGAAAAUCCGACAGCCAAGCAGGUAUCGCAUCCUGGUCACUAAGAAGCGUGUCACCAUGGCGAUCUCCCUCUGCUGCAUCUUGGCCCUGAUCAUUGGCUUCACGCCGGUGAUGGGAUGGAACAGCCUGGACCUCCCUGCCGAAAGCCUCAUGCCCAACGUCAGCCUGGCAGCUGAGAGGUCGCUCCUGAGGGAGAGGAUCUCGCUCCUGGGUUUCUUCCCUCAGCCUUUCGAGAUGGCGAGAGUCGCCAAUCUAAGCCGGGCGGUGGCGGGCCCUUGCUCCUUCCGCCACGUGAUAUCCCUCAACUACAUGGUGUACUUCAUGUUCUUCUGUUGUACCCUGAUGCCCCUCUCGACGAUGCUGGGCAUUUACGCCGAUGCCUUCCGCCUUGUCCAUGGAUACGUCAACAGCCAGCAGUUCAGGUCGGCCAAGCGCUGUGACAUCCAGACCGCCAAGACCCUCUUCCUGAUGGUGGGCCUCUUCUGCCUCUGCUGGUUGCCCCUCAACCUGGCCAACUGCCUGGCCUUCUUCUGCCCCAGCUGCAGCCCGUCCUCAUGGUUGGUCAACCUUAUGGUGGCCCUGUCCCACCUGAACUCGCUGCUCAAUCCGAUGAUCUACGCCCUGAGGAAGAAGGACUUUGGAACUGUGCUCAAGGCCGUCUUGCUCCAGCACCUGCCGGGCGCCUCCAGGUAUAGGUCGUGCCUUUCCGGGUCAAAGGUCAGCCCCAUAUUCCACGUCACGCGCCCGUAG
Molecule: messenger RNA, 1053 nt
Organism: Rhincodon typus (whale shark)
Lineage: Eukaryota; Metazoa; Chordata; Chondrichthyes; Orectolobiformes; Rhincodontidae
Product: adenosine receptor A2a-like
Exons: 2
Coding region: 1-1053 (350 amino acids)
Biological process (GO): adenylate cyclase-activating G protein-coupled receptor signaling pathway; G protein-coupled adenosine receptor signaling pathway; vasodilation
Cellular component (GO): membrane
Molecular function (GO): G protein-coupled adenosine receptor activity
Source: RefSeq, a predicted model, not a curated record